AGAGAUAUAUGUGCCUCCGGAAAAAGUCCUGCCUCUGGUCUGUAGGAUCCUCUGCGUUGGUCAGAAUUCUUUGGAGGGAAGAGAGCAGGAAUAAUCCAAGUCCACCACAAUGGCAAAAUGCGGAGAGUGUGGGCCGGGAUACAAAACCCCACUGGAUGCAAUGAAAGGGCCACGGGAAGAGAUCGUCUAUCUGCCUUGCAUCUACCGAAACACGGGAACAAAAAAACCGGAUUAUUUGGCCACUGUGGAUGUGGACCCCAAAUCCCAUACUUACUGCCAAGUCAUCCACCGCCUGCCAAUGCCCAACGUCAACGAUGAGCUGCACCAUUCCGGCUGGAACGCCUGUAGCAGCUGCUUCGGGGACACCACCAAGAAGCGCAACCGUCUCAUACUUCCCAGCCUGAUCUCGUCCCGGAUUUACGUGAUCGACACCGGCACCAACCUGAGGGCCCCUAGGAUCCACAAGGUUGUCGAGCCCAUUGAUGUCUAUUGGAAGUGCAACUUGGCAAAUCCUCACACCACACAUUGCCUGGGGAAUGGCGAAAUCAUGAUUAGCACCAUGGCUGACCCUUCCGGCAAUGGAAAAGGGGGUUUUGUACUGCUGGACGGAGAGACCUUUGAGGUGAAGGGCAACUGGGAAAAAGGCUCCAAAGUCCCACCGUUUGGCUACGAUUUCUGGUACCAGCCUAGGCACAACGUCUUGAUGAGCACCGAGUGGGGAGCGCCCAAGUGCUUUGCCAAUGGGUUUAACCCAGCAGAUUUGGAGAAGGGCUGCUAUGGUGGAAACAUCAACAUCUGGGACUGGACCACCCAUGAAUUUAUCCAGACAAUCGAUGUGGGCAAGAACUCCAUUCCGCUGGAGAUCCGAUUCCUCCACGACCCGGAUGCGGCCGAGGGGUACAUCGGCUGCGCUCUCAGCAGUGCCGUCCACCGUUUCUACAAGACCCCGGAAGGAACCUGGGUAGCAGAGAAGGUGAUUCAAAUUCCCAACAAGAAGGUCGAAGGAUGGCUUCUCCCGGAAAUGCCAGGCCUGAUCACCGAUAUCCUGAUCUCCCUGGAUGACCGCUUUCUCUACUUCAGCAACUGGCUUCACGGAGAUAUCCGUCAAUACGACAUUUACAACCGUCGGAAGCCCAAGUUGGUGGGACAGGUGUUUCUGGGAGGCAGCAUUGUCAAAGGGGGUCCUGUCAAAGUGAUCGAUGACCCAGAACUGGACUGCCAGCCGGAUCCAUUCGUCAUCAAGGGCAAGAGAGUUCAAGGUGCCCCCCAGAUGAUCCAGUUGAGCCUGGACGGAAAACGGCUGUAUGUCAGCACCUCUCUCUACAGCGGAUGGGAUAAGCAGUUCUACCCAGACAUGGUCAAGGAAGGCUCUGUCAUGUUGCAAAUCGAUGUGGACAGCAAGAAAGGAGGCUUGGAAGUGAACAAAAAGUUCUUAGUGGAUUUCGGGAAAGAGCCAAAUGGGCCAGCGCUGGCCCACGAGAUCCGCUAUCCGGGCGGCGACACCACCUCUGAUAUCUGGAUCUAACUAUCUCCCCGGCUUCAAACUGUCUGUCAUGCUAGCAAAAGUUUUUUCCUUGAAAUGCUACUUCUUCCUCGUCUGCUUGUGUGUGCGGUUCCCUCUGGAUGGGAUAUUCCUUGUUCUGCCACAAGAGGCCGCUCACACCCACUUCAUCCGCUUUGCUGUCACCAGGCCUGAACCCCAGGACUUUUGAUACAAGAUUUUAAGCAUCUCCAUGUUCCCAACCAGGGAAUUGCACAUUUUUACCCAGAAGGAAAUAUUUUAGGCAAUAAUUGUCCCCACAAUUUUCUCAGGGAAGGCAUGGGAGCAGAAAACCCACAUUUUUCUAUCUUGAGACUCCUGUAGCUGAGGCAUCCCUCAAGAUGCUGUGGGAUGAACAAAGCAAAUGAUUUGAUUGCUUGUGUGCAAGUAGUCCUCAACUUACGACCACGAUGGGGGACCAGAAUUUUCAUUGCUAAGCAAGGCACUUGUGAAGUGAGUCGCACCUUUUUUUUGUCAUGGUGGCUAAAUAAAAUCACUGCAGUUAUUCAGUCAAUCAUGACACGAGUCUGACUUCCUCCAUUGACUCUGCUUGUUGGAAGCUGGCACAAAUACUGAUCACAUGACCCAGGAGGCUGCGACUGUCAUAAUUUCAUGCUGGUUGCCCAGUGCCCAAAUUUUGAUCACGUGACCGUGGGGCUACAACGGUCGUAAGUGUGAGGAUCUGUCAUAAGUCUCUUUUCAGCGCUGUUGUAACUUUGAACGAUCAUUAAGCAAAUGGCUGUAAGUCGAGCAUUAGCUGUAUUUGGAGAAAUACAAACUCAUCCUGUGGGGGUUUUUUUGGCAAAUGUCAAAAAUCUUUUGAUUCAGAAAUCGUGGAAUACAGAGUUGUGUGUGAUUUAAUGAGCAACAGAGCCAUUCUUGGAACGUCUUAGCGUUACCUCUAGCACGAUGCUUCAGAAAUAGACGAAUACAUUUCUUUACCUUUGCUACUCGCUGUUCUUUUAAAAAAAAUAAAUAAUAUUUCAAGACCAAAGGGUUUCUCGCCUACGCAGAUUUCUUCUCUCCAAUCUGACUGUGGGCUAACCACUAAGAUCCACCCGCCACCAUCAUGAGCCCUCAGUGGCUGCUCCUUCAGUCAUAACAUUAAGGGCAGGUGGCAAAGGAGCGUUUCUCAUAAAAUGUGUGAGGCUGAAACCUGAAUGUCUGUAGCCCAGAGCUCCAGGGCUCCCGGCGGUGUUCACACUUUCGUUUUCAGCUCUGAAAUAUCUAGCCCUUUAAUCUACGGAGAAGAAAACACACAGCCAAAGAAGCAGUAAUUGCCCUCCGAACCCUUCAUAGUUUGGUUCCACCUUCAGUAGCUUAACAAGCCUUUAUUUGAUAAAUGGUUGGAACUCCU
Ahaetulla prasina is the source of this 2897-nucleotide messenger RNA. Its product is annotated as methanethiol oxidase-like. The record is from RefSeq and is a predicted model, not a curated record. The coding region runs from base 110 to 1525 and encodes 471 amino acids. Lineage: Eukaryota; Metazoa; Chordata; Lepidosauria; Squamata; Colubridae. Gene Ontology annotation, molecular function: protein binding; selenium binding. The transcript has 12 exons.